Linepithema humile (Argentine ant) is the source of this 3065-nucleotide messenger RNA. Its product is annotated as klaroid protein-like. Gene Ontology annotation, cellular component: nuclear envelope; meiotic nuclear membrane microtubule tethering complex. The record is from RefSeq and is a predicted model, not a curated record. Gene Ontology annotation, molecular function: protein-membrane adaptor activity. NCBI's taxonomy places the organism in Eukaryota, Metazoa, Arthropoda, Insecta, Hymenoptera, Formicidae.
ACGGUGUAUGAAUCAUCGUGUAAAUUGCGCGCGCACGCAUUUUACGUUUUCUACGCGUUGAAGAAUUGCCAGAAUGCAUAUACAAUAAUACACGCGUGAAUGUCGCAGCGGCUGGUGAUUUGCGGGGAAGCGUUCGUUUUUAAUUGAAACGCGUCUGUCGUGCGGUCGCGCAUAUAUUGCGCAACGCAAAACUCGCGCGUCCCGUUAGCCACGCGCGCGGAAACGGAAAAUGGAAGGUGAACAACGUCAUUAUGAGCUGCGCAGCAGGAGUAGAUCACGCUCACAUACUCCUAUGGUCCCAAGCCAUCCUUUAGUUGAACUAGAGGUAACAGAACAUCAUUAUGAUCUCAGAAACAAGAGCAGGGAGAGAUCUCACACACCUGGAGAAGUCACCAGUAGCAGAAGAUCUGGUUCUAGAUCUUUAACUGGCACUAAUGUUAAAAUGCAUGAUAAGAGCAUGGGAAUAAUAGAAGAGAGCAAGGAAGGAUCUGUGACAGGAAGUAUCACAGAUAAUCAAAGCACAAAGUCAGAAAGUUCUAUCAUAAUCACAAAAAAACCAGAACGACGAUCAGAGCGUCAGAGAGCUAAAAGACAAAUAUUUGCUAAUGGUCAGAGUGAAAGCAAGGAGGACACGUUGGAUCAAAGUGCUGAGAGAAAGAGCAAAAGUGUUACACCACGCAGAAUACUUACCAGUGAUUACUCGUCAGAAGAAGGAGAAAGAGAAGAUCCUCCAAGUAGACCAGGAUCUGCUUAUGAGAUUUACAAACAGGCCGGUGACUGGUGGAACGUUUUUCCAAAGACAGAUUAUACGUAUUCUCAAGCAUCGAAAUGUCGUUAUGAGAUAGCCCCUGGUGUAUUAGCUAUGCCUAAUAUGUCAAGGCGAUCUCUACACGCGGAUAACAAUGGCAGCACUAUACCUCAGGUCAGUUAUCAAAAGUCAAGUGAAACUUCGCGAGGAACAACAGAAAGUGGAAUCAGUGACAUGGAUACAGUUGAUUUCAAAGAAACAGGCUCUUUAAUUGAUUCGUUCGGCGACAUGCCAUGCUCGUAUAAAUCAAAUUCUGCAGCAAAAUCGACUGUUUAUAAAAGAACACACAUAGAGCAGUACACAAGUCAUAAAGUAGUUUAUUCAGACCCUGGAUAUUCUUCGGAUUUUCAAACAAAAUAUUUUUCAUGGUGGACCCCUUCAAGAGUCACUGAGAAAUAUGCAUCUCGCGCUGAUUCUGAUACUGAAUUGGAUGAGACCUUCACAGCAUCAAAGUUAUCAUCAGUCCCGACUAACCGCAGAUGGAAGAUUGUGCAAUGGUUUACUUAUCUUACAACCUUUAUUGCUAUUUGGUUCCGGAAAACCAUCGAUUUCUUCAAGUUCAGAACAGAUAGGAGAAGGCAAUAUUACAGUGCACAAGCUUAUCAAUAUUAUAAUGAAUCCGAAUCCAAAUGGAGCGCAUUAUGGCAAGCUUUGGAUCGCUAUACGCACAACACAUAUUUUUUCUUCGUCAGAAUACUUGUACUUGAUGCUUGGCUGCUAAGUCGAUUUACCGGCGUUAGAAAUCGAUUGCGAGAAAAUGGUCCGAAGAUUCUUUGGAUUACGCUUCUACCGUUACUUCUUUUGUUUGGUGCAUGGUGUACAGCGCAAUGCUUAUCACUCCUUCCUGGCGUUAAAAUCGUGUCAGAUACAGCGACGGAGAAAUUAUUACCUCAUGUACAACAAUGGAACAGUUAUAAAAGUGGAGGUGAAGAGAAGAAAUUGACUUAUAAAGAAGCACCAGAAGAGAAUUUGGUUAAUAAACCUGAUUUGGUCGGGAGAAUAGAAAUACUCGAAAACGGACAAGCAUAUCAAAUGGAAUAUCUUAUGAAUAUUACUCAAGCUCUGGAAGAUCGUAAACAGAACGAUGCUGAUUUCCGAAGAGAGUAUAAUGACAAAAUUACUAAUGUGGAAAGUAAAUUGGAUGUCACUGAAGUAACUAAUAUAAUGUAUAACGAGCUUAAAAUUAUCAAACAUGAAUUUGAAAAACUACGUGAACUCUAUUCGGAAUUAAAAUCUUGUUGCAACAAAAAUGCAAUAUCUGUCGCGAAUCAGGAUAUAGAAAAGCACGUGGAAAGAAUUUUGUUUAACUAUCUCCCUCCUGGAAUUUCAAAAGAAGAUCUGGCGAAAAUCAGUCGGAAUUUACUCGCAUCUUACAACAAAGAAGCUCAAACUGUCUUUAAUAACGACGUUAGCAGUGCUAACGUUCACGUCUCGGAUGAGCACAUGCGCAAAAUAGUAAAGGAAGUUCUACGAAUAUAUGACGCAGACAAAACGGGUCAAGUAGAUUAUGCUUUGGAGUCAGCAGGAGGUCAGAUUAUUAGCACGCGAUGCACUCAAAAGUACGACAUAAAGUCGAGGGCCUUCAGCUUAUUCGGUUUCACGAUGUAUUACGAAAGUAAUAAUCCGCGGACGGUAAUACAAGGGAACACAAUACAACCUGGUAUUUGCUGGGCCUUCCAAGAUUUUCCUGGAUAUCUCCUGAUACAAUUGCGAAGCGUCGUUUACGUAACUGGCUUCACUUUGGAGCAUGUUCCCAGAUUAAAUUUGCCGAAUGAAAAUAUGUCGAGUGCGCCCAAGAGGUUCGAUGUCUGGGGAUUUAUAAGUGAAAAUGAUUCCAAGCCUGUGAUGUUUGGUGACUACGAAUUCACAUAUUCUGAUGAGAGUUUGCAAUAUUUCCCAGUUCAGAACACAGAGAUCAACAAACCAUACGAAUACAUCGAGUUGAGGAUACACAGCAACCACGGACAACUGGAUUACACGUGUUUAUACAGAUUCCGUGUUCACGGACGACCGAUUUAGAAAACAAUCGAAUAUCGCAAAGGUUCCUUUUUACAAAACGUUUACAGAGAUCGUUCAAACAAUAAUGAGAACGAGCCAGGAUUCUUCUCUGACAUGUGCCUUUACAACUACCGUUAUUAAUAAGCACUACAAUCGGUGCGAUUUAUCGUAGCAUCUGUAUUUAUAUUGUGAAUAUAUUAACUAUUUAAUGUUUUUGUACUAAAAAUUUCCACAAAGCAAUACAUAUUCAAAUACUUCA